CAUAUUAAUCUAACUGAAUUUUGGAGGAAUAAAUUGCAGAUAUUUACUUUCUAACCGUACUUCAGAGCUUCAGAUAAAAUGACUUCCUGUCUCUCAAUUUCCUGUAUCCAUGGUAACUCUGUUUUAACCAGUCAUUGUGGAGGAGCCAAUGGGAAGAGUAGUGUUUCCUGUAGGAACAGUUGCAGAACCUGCGACAAAAUGUGAGAAACUAGGAUAUUGUCUAGAAAGUUCGUAACAUAAACUCUGAUAUAUGAAUGUAAUAGCAGUUCCAGGGAGCUACAGAAGAACUCUUUUUAACUGACAAAAUGAACAUCACAUUCUGGCACAAUCAGUGAUGAGAUGAGUGGGAGAGUCCAAGCCUGGGAUAUGUGUCAGUUUCUCCACCUCGGGUCGUUUCGGCACAUUCUUAAUUGUCUUCUUUUGUUGCUGAUCCAGAAGGAAAUACUUUGCUGUCCAUCUCUUUGCCACCACUGUACAGGCAAACAAGCUGACUGCCGUAAUUCAGGCCUUUCAUCCAUUCCAAAGAAUUUUCCUCGAAGUACCAUAUUUGUAUAUUUAAGUGGGAAUAAAAUAUCACAUGUAAAUUCAAAUGAAUUGGUAGGCCUUCAGCAUCUUGCUGUGCUCCACUUGGAUAAUUCUAGCAUUUCAUGUAUAUACCCAAAGGCAUUUGCUGAAUUUAAGAAGCUGUGGUACCUACGUCUGAACAAUAAUCAAAUAAAACGCCUGGAUCCUGGAACGUUUGAAGGACUUCCAAAUCUUCACUCUUUGUGCCUGCAAAAUAAUGAAAUUGCUUUUGUUCCUAGAGGAUUAUUUAGUGGUCUUACUUCAGUCCAAUACCUAAUGCUUCAAAGCAAUCGCCUUAGCAUCCUUGGUGGUGGCACUUUCUUUGGAAUGAUUAGUCUUCGGAUUCUCAACCUAGCCAACAAUAAGAUUUCAAGGAUAUCAAAUGCAGCAUUUCAUCACCUUGACAACCUUACAUGUUUGUACCUUGAAGGCAACAAUUUAACACAUGUGCCAUCCAAUGCUUUUCUAGUGUUGAACAAUCUUGAAAGACUUUCAUUGUCACAGAACCCUAUUGGAUCAAUAUCUCCCUUUGCAUUUAAAGGACUUGUCAAUCUUGAAUAUCUGUCUUUAAAAAGUGCAAACAUAAAAGCUAUCAAUGUGAAUGGUUUUUCAGGGCUAAAUAGGCUUAAAAAAUUAGUUUUGAGCAAUAAUAAUUUAGAAAACAUCAAUUCGAAUACUCUUGCAUUGUUGGAUAAUUUAAUAUUUCUGCAACUUGACAGAAACAGAAUAAUCAAUAUUGCAGAUAAUACAUUUGAAAAAAUUGGGUCCUCUUUGAAGAUACUGAAUCUAGCCUUUAAUAAUCUUACAGAUUUGCAGCCUGAAGUGCUUAAGCCUUUGGUUUCCUUAACUAUCUUACAGGCUAGUCACAAUCCUUGGAAUUGUAGUUGCAGAUUGUAUGGGCUAAUUAAUUGGCUAGCAUCUUCCUCCAUCUCUGUAAAAAUUAAUUGUCAAAAUCCUUCCAGGCUGCAUGGAAGGCAGCCUGGAAUUAUGCUAAAUUAUGCUAAAUUGGGUUCUCUUCCAAACUGUUUCAACUCUACCAUAAGACCGAAAAUACUUGGGAAUAUAAAACCAGCAGGUAUGCAUCCUAGCACCACCACUCUGUUGAUGACAUGGAAUAAAACCCACACAAGCAAUGCAGUUUAUGAACAUCAAAGGAAUAUGGCUACAAAUGCAGUGACUUCGUGGAUAAAAAGGCCUACCACAUCUGCCAGUCAACAUCAUUAUGAAGAGUAUUCCAGUGGAAAACUGAGACAGACAACUACAGAGUUUUCAGUGUUAACAGUACAGAUGAUACCUGUUAAUUUGACCAUUCAAGAAAAUAGAGCAUCUCCUCCAGAAGCUGAUUCUGUAUCAUUUAAAACAUCUCUAAUCUGUACACAGCCACUAGAGAAACUAAAUCAGGCUUUUGAGAUUUUAUUAACAUUUUUUAUUUUGGCCUGUGCUGUGAUCUUCUUUCUAAUUUACAAAAUCAUUCAGUUUAGGCAGAAACUCAGAGUACAAAUGAAUUCUGACAAUGGAAUAGAAUACUAUAGUUUUUAUCAGGCUGCUGGAUACAAUGUAACGGAUCCAAUGCAAUCUGUUCCACAGAACCCACUAGGAAGUUCAGAACUGGACCACGAUCAGCUUUCUAAACCAACAGCACUUCAAAGUGAAGCUCAGGUCAUCUUAUUUGAACAUUCAGCAUUGUAAUGUGCUGUGGCUGCAUGUAUAAAGGCCAAGACAGCAACUGCAUGUGACCUUUUGUAAAUAAGAGUUUUAGUAAAUAAAAGUUUAGCUGCUCACCAUUUGGGGCAGAGGAGAAUCUAGACUGGUAUCGAUAUUUCCCCUUGAAAUAUUGUCAUCAUUUGCUGUUUUAAUAGCUGCAUUUUGUAUGACUCUUAAGCUUUUGUUAUGUAUUAUUCUAUUUUGUCCCACCUGCCUAUGCAAAACUCUUCAUUCAUAACUCUUGCAUUACAGCCGUAUGUGUUCUGUGUUCCACCUAUAUCAGAUAUUAAAUCCUUGCCUUAAAAGAUCAUAGUCUUUUAAAGUAUUCAUUAAUAUUAAAUAAUUCAUAGAAACAAUAAAAGAUAACUUUCAAUUG
Molecule: messenger RNA, 2644 nt
Organism: Hemicordylus capensis (graceful crag lizard)
Lineage: Eukaryota; Metazoa; Chordata; Lepidosauria; Squamata; Cordylidae
Gene: LRRC70
Product: leucine rich repeat containing 70
Exons: 2
Coding region: 340-2253 (637 amino acids)
Cellular component (GO): plasma membrane
Molecular function (GO): protein binding
Source: RefSeq, a predicted model, not a curated record